Aspergillus tanneri is the source of this 972-nucleotide messenger RNA. RefSeq lists its product as uncharacterized. Gene Ontology annotation, biological process: secondary metabolite biosynthetic process. Lineage: Eukaryota; Fungi; Ascomycota; Eurotiomycetes; Eurotiales; Aspergillaceae. The transcript has a single exon. Gene Ontology annotation, molecular function: acyltransferase activity, transferring groups other than amino-acyl groups. The record is from RefSeq and is a predicted model, not a curated record. Bases 1 to 972 code for a protein of 323 amino acids.
AUGCCGAUGGUCAAGUUCUCGACCACACAGUCAGAGAGGCUCUUCCCCCAAAACAGACUCACGUCCGAACGGAUCGUUGCUCUAUCUCUGUUGGAUGCGACCUCCGUCGAUUUCCAGCAUACGUGUGCCAUCUGGUUGUUUGAAGCCCCAGAGCAAAGAACCUCGAGCCAGUUCAAUCUAUCGGACCAUUUACGUCAGUCGCUACAAGUCACCCUUGGCGCAUAUCCACAAUGGUGUGGACGGCUGAAAAUUGUCAACACUCUGAGCAAUACGGCUGUAGCAGGAGAGGAGCAUCUGCCACCCCAUGCUCGACGGUUUGGUCGUGUCCACGUAGUGUACGGGUCCUCUCAAGAUCCCGGGGUUGAAUUCACAGUCGCAAGCAGCGAAACCACUUUGGAUGCGCUCUGUUCGGUCUCUCGAGCUGUAUCUCAAGUUGUGUGGAAUCGCAAGGAGGUCCCCCUCACGGCGUUUGUCUCUCAAACGCAGCUUCAAAAUCUCGUUAAGCCUGUCAGUGCUAAUGAUGUAGGCCUGUUCCCCCCUGUAAUGGCCGUCCAGCUGACAACACUGGCAUGCGGGGGAUUUGUACUGACGGUGAAUUGCGUGCAUCCUCUAGCCGAUGCACACUCCGUGAUACAUUUUGUCAAGGAUCUGGCGAGCGUCAGUCGAUCCAUUCUCCAGGGCGCAGACUUGCCAUCAUUGAGCCCGUCGUUCGAACCAGACAAAGUGGAUUCUUCCGCGGCCGGGGACAUCAACGCCCUAUCUGCUGAUCCAGCAAUCGUUCAGGAGGUUGAGCGGUUACCUCUGCACCGGUAUGAUUGGUGGACCCAAGCACCUGGAAGUUCACGGACUCCGCGCACCCCGGAGGUGUUCCAGAACGAGGACCUGAGUCCGGCAGGAAAGCCGAUCCCAUGGCACGAAUGGGACGUCAGUGCGCCGCCUUUAUUUUACGACGUGCACCUCACCUCAGAAUAG